UCGCGCUGCCGCAGAGGGCUACGUAGGCGCGCGGAAGCACUUCCCACAGGUUUCCGCCAUUACUGCCGGACGGCUGCAGCCUCAGCCCACCUUAUCGUUACCGUUCAGGCGGAAUUCAGCCUGGAAAACAGCAGCUGAUGUCGUUCGGUGGCACACAGAAUGGCGGUCGCCGCAGUAAAUGGGACCAGCCUGGUCCAGGUUCUGUGGCGGAGAGUGAGACGGCUCCCACCGGAGCUCUGGACGCCGCUGCUGCUGUUGCAGCCAAAAUCAACGCCAUGCUGGUAGCCAAGGGCAAGUUGAAACCAUCACAGAUUGGGAUACCAGGGCCUGCAGAUAAAGCUGCAGGAGCUGGAAAGGCAAUGCCGGCAAUGAAGGCCAAGGAUGACCUGGUGGUGGCAGAGGUGGAGAUCAAUGAUGUCCCACUGACCUGUCGUAACCUGCUCACCCGCGGGCAGACACAGGAUGAGAUCAGCAGAGUGAGCGGGGCUGCAGUAUCCACAAGGGGGCGGUACAUGACAGCUGAAGAAAAGGGCAAAGCUCUGCCAGGUGACCGUCCUUUGUAUUUGCAUGUCCAGGGACAAACAAGAGACCUUGUUGAUAGGGCUGUGAACAGGAUUAAGGAGAUCAUCACCAAUGGGGUAGUCAAGGCAGCCACCAGCUCCAGCUCCUCUUAUAAUGGAGCCACCGUCACCGUCUACCAUCAGCAUGCCCCUCCACCCCCCUCAUUACCACCUAUGGGGCACAAGCCACACUUUCAGUCAGGGAUGCACUAUGUGCAAGACAAGGUGUUUGUUGGUCUGGAACACGCUGUCCCUGGUUUCUCAGUGAAAGAGCGUGUGGAAGGCCCUGGUUGCUCUUAUCUGCAGCACAUCCAAGCAGAGACGGGUGCCAAAGUGUUCCUCAGGGGCAAGGGUUCUGGCUGCCUCGAACCCGCUUCUGGCCGAGAAGCCUUUGAACCUAUGUACAUCUACAUAAGUCAUCCCAAGCCUGAAGGCCUGGCUGCAGCCAAGACCCUGUGUGAAAACCUUCUCCAGACUGUACAUGCAGAGUACUCCCGCUUCCUCAGCCAGAUGAACGCCAUGAUGCCAACUCAGGGGUUUAUUCAGCCUCCUGCUGUAAAUGGGAUGCCCCCACAGCCUCCUUACUACCCUCCUGCAGGGUACCAGCCAAGCUAUCCACUGCCCGUGCCUCCCCCACAGCCAGUCCCUCCUCCAUACACAGUGCCCCCUCCUGUACCCCCCGGGCCAACAGCAGUCAUGCCCCCACCAAGUACACAGUACUCUGUCACCCCUGCGCCUGCCUCUGUCCCGCAGCCUCUCCCACCUGCACCUUUCCCUCCCUCAGUACCAGUCCAGCCAAAAGCCACACCUCCUGUGGUUCCAUCCAAUCCCCCGCAGAAGCGACGCUUCACUGAGGAGGUGCCAGAUGAGCGGGAUAGUGGACUCUUGGGAUACCAGCAUGGACCCAUUCAUAUGACUAAUUUAGGUGCAGGCUUCUCUGUGGGCAGCCCAGAGGCUUCAGGACCCCCGGCAGGUGGUUCCCCUGGGCCACUAAGGGAAAGGGACAGGCAGUUAAUGCCUCCACCACCGAUGCCAGUUAAUGGAGUACGGCCCAAGACAGAGGAAAGGAGGGCAGUAACUGGAUCCUUGGAGCCAGCAGCGAAGCGUGUAAAGACUGGGCUAGUGGCCUACACAGGGGAUUCCUCAGAUGAAGAAGAGGAGCAUGUAACCUCCAAAGCGACCGGGACAGGUAUGGGGGCAGCAGGUGCCUCCUCAGGUUGGGCGCUGGGCUACCGCUGCCCCCCUCCUCCUGGCCCCCGUGCCAAAACACAGGGCCAGCAGCCCAUGCCAUUUUGGAUGGCUCCGUAAGAAGCAAGACUAACAAACUGGCAGAAUUAUGACCCCCACUGCACUAUCGUAGCACCAUAUUUUCCCUUUAAAGUUUGGGAUGUUUUGGUCUUUUUUUUCCCCCCCUGCAACAAAUUAUCCAUUUUUUGUAGUGACUGUGCUCAUAGUGGGGAAAGUAUAUGAGAAAUGGAAUUCAGUUGCUGAUCAUCUCAAUUGAAGAGGAACUGGAAUUUUCCAUGCCAAUGUUGGCCUCAGUAGUGCCUGCAGGGACAAGCCGCAGAUUUUUCGUGUGGUCCUGGCUGGAACCAGUGGAGCACUGUAGCCCAAAGGGCCUAUGAGAUUGGGUACAGUACAGGAAGAUGAAGAAGAUAAUGAUGACAAUGAUUUUUGUAGAUGUCCUUCCUCAAUCGGCUGUACAAGCAUGAUGAAUUUGUCAUCCCCCGACAUCUUCCUGCCUUUCACUGCUUUCCCUGCCUCUCCCAUCUCCCAAUGUGAUGUAAUGUCCUUGGGGACCUAUGGCAGAUUUCCUCCAAAGGAUCCAACAGCUGAGUAAAGUUGUAAAGAAAUACUUGUUGGAUUUCAUUUUACCAUGUCACCUGUGUACU
Scleropages formosus (Asian bonytongue) is the source of this 2452-nucleotide messenger RNA. RefSeq names its product KH domain containing 4, pre-mRNA splicing factor (gene khdc4). The transcript is spliced from 14 exons. NCBI's taxonomy places the organism in Eukaryota, Metazoa, Chordata, Actinopteri, Osteoglossiformes, Osteoglossidae. The coding region runs from base 138 to 1868 and encodes 576 amino acids. The record is from RefSeq and is a predicted model, not a curated record. Gene Ontology annotation, cellular component: nucleus. Gene Ontology annotation, molecular function: RNA binding.